Hemibagrus wyckioides is the source of this 2055-nucleotide messenger RNA. Its product is annotated as zinc finger protein 239-like. Gene Ontology annotation, molecular function: DNA-binding transcription factor activity; RNA polymerase II cis-regulatory region sequence-specific DNA binding. Bases 246 to 1307 code for a protein of 353 amino acids. The record is from RefSeq and is a predicted model, not a curated record. Gene Ontology annotation, biological process: regulation of transcription by RNA polymerase II. Lineage: Eukaryota; Metazoa; Chordata; Actinopteri; Siluriformes; Bagridae. The transcript has 4 exons.
UGUAAAUAAUUAUUAUCAUUUUUGUGUCUUUCUGAACUUAAUCUUUGUGGCUUGUAUUUUAAUUUAUUUGAGAUUCUUGAAUAAUGGCGUUGUGCAUUUUGUGGUUAUUUGUUUAUGUGGUGUUAAGUACACUGCCUUGUAACUUAAUGAUUUGCCUGUGAGUGUUAAAUUUACUGAAGAUUUUGGAGUUGGUUGGGCAUGAAUAAUUUCUUUUUCUUUUGUCAGAACAAUUUAGACCUCUUACAAUGAACUCAGACUCUUCACAGACUCCUCCAGCUGCCUGCUCACAGCAUUUGGGAAUUGUUCAGGCAAACACGUCUACCACUUUAAGUGAAGGGCCAUCCAUCUUUGUGGACCAACAAAUUGGAACAAUGCUGGAGAAACAUCUAACAGAAGAAGUACCUAAAGAAAACCCCCUAGGCAGUCUUGUGAACUUUUGCAGAUCCUUCUUCAUCAACAGACGCAAGAUGGGGUCAUCCCCAGGUGGCAUCAUUCCUGAUAGCUCAGCCAGACUAAUCUGUUUACCAGGGAUAGACGUUACGGAUCCUGGUAUUCCUGAUGCAGACCUGGGAAUGUGUAAUGAAGGAGAGACUCUUCCAGCUGAUGCACACUUAGAGCCCUACCUGGGAGGCUUAGCAGACACAGAGGAAACUAUGACGAGUCUCUUCUCUUGGGUGAGUCAAGUCAAAGUACAAAAGCAGCUGUUUCACUGCCUCCGGUGUGGGAAGAGGUUUAAGCAACAAAGAACUCUCAAACGACACAAGUGCAUUCCCACAGGAGAGAAGCCAUAUUACUGCUCACUGUGUGGGACAAGUUUUAAGCAACAAAGUACUCUCAAACGACACCAGCUUAUUCACACAGGAGAGAAGCCAUAUCACUGCUCAGAAUGUGGGAAGAGCUUUGCUUCUCCGAUUGGUUUCAAAGAACAUAAGCGUGUUCACACAGGAGAGAAGCCAUAUCACUGCUCAGAAUGUGGGAAGAGUUUUGCUUCUAUUAGUGUUUUCAAAAGCCAUAAGCGUGUUCACACAGGAGAGAAGCCAUAUCACUGCUCAAAGUGCGGGAAGAGUUUUGCCCAGCUGGGUUCUUUAACAGUACAUCAGCGAUAUCACACAGGAGUGAUGCCUUAUCACUGCUCAGAAUGCGGGAAGAGUUUUGCAAGUGUGGGUAAUUUACAAAGACACCAGCAUGUUCACACAGGACAAAAGCCAUAUUACUGUUCACAGUGUGGGAAGUCUUUUACCCAGUCAAGUGCUCUCAAAACACACCAGCGCAUUCACACCCGGGAGAAGCGUGGACAAGAUGCCUGAGAAAGACAAAUGCACAAAGUCAUCAGCUUCUGUAGUAUGAAUUUCCUCUGGAUCCACUGUGACAUUUUGGUUCAUAAUAAAUUGUUAUGUUCAUAAAUUUGAUGCGGAGUAGAUUUUUUACAGAAAAAAUGAAAAAGUGUAUCACUGAAGGAUUUUAGUUUCAAGCUGGCUUUACCAUCAAGAAAAGGCAAGCAUUUCAUACAUAGGCCUAUGUAAAGGGUUAAUGGGACCACUUGGUUGUCAGCAGUAAAAAUCACAAAUUUUACCUUAUUUAACAGGGAAAAGCACAAACAAUCAAGAAUGCAUGAUCAUAUAGUGUCAUGGCUGUGCAGUCAAAAAAUGUCAUUAUGGGGCAAAAACAUCCAUGAACAGUAAAUGAGUGAGAAAAAAAUUAAAUUUGAUGCUGCAAAAAAACUAACGAUGCUCAGCCUCUGACUGGAGAUCGGUCUGCUGUUCUGUAAGAGGCAGCUUCCGGCGUGCGUCGCUAUAAUUAUCUAUAAGAGACAAUCCAAAAAUUAAAACAAUCCACUGCUUGUUUACCAUUUAACCUUUUAAAUUAAGGAUAGUAUAUGGAAAGGAUUUCUACAUCCUUGUAGUAUACAUAAUUUUAACUUUAUAUGCAGACCAAGACUCCUGGGGUUGCUCCAAACACUUAGUUGCCCUCUGAAUCCCUUCACCCUUGUAUGGAGGCCAUAAACACACACCAUUCUUCACCCAGACUGCAGGCACAACCUCCACUUCUUCAGUG